Pelecanus crispus (Dalmatian pelican) is the source of this 1144-nucleotide messenger RNA. Lineage: Eukaryota; Metazoa; Chordata; Aves; Pelecaniformes; Pelecanidae. The record is from RefSeq and is a predicted model, not a curated record.
UUGAAGGGAUCUAACUAUGCUGGUCUGCUGGAGCGGCAUCGCAUUCAUACAAAAAAUGUGGAGCAUGUUGUAGACAGUUUACGGAAUGAGAGGAUAGAAGUUCGUCUUGUUAAACGUCGAGAAUAUAAUGAAGAGACAGUUCGGUGGGCAGAUGCUGUCAUAUCAGCAGGAGGUGACGGUACAAUGUUGUUGGCAGCCAGUAAGGUCUUUGAUAAAUUUAAACCAGUUAUUGGAGUAAAUACUGAUCCUGAAAGAUCAGAGGGCCACUUAUGCUUGCCUGUGAGAUAUACGCACUCAUUUCCUGAAGCACUACAGAAGCUUUACCGUGGUGAGUUCAGGUGGCAGUGGCGGCAAAGAAUCCGACUGUAUCUUGAAGGAACUGGCAUUAACCCAAUCCCUGUAGAUUUACAUGAACAGCAGCUAAGCCAAGAGCAACACAGUAGGGCUCACAUAAAUGAAAGAUUCCAGGAUCAAAGAUCUGACAUUUCUGGUCCACAUCUUUUACCAGUGAGAGCGCUCAAUGAAGUCUUCAUUGGGGAAUCUCUUUCAUCCAGGGCCUCCUAUUAUGAGAUAUCAGUUGAUGAUGGUCCUUGGGAAAAACAGAAGAGUUCAGGGCUUAAUGUGUGUACUGGAACAGGAUCAAAAGCAUGGUCCUAUAAUAUUAACAAGAUAGCACAUCAAGCUGUUGAAGAGAUCCUUAAGAUCGCUAAAAAGCAUGGAAGUUUGAAUAUGCCGUUGAACACGGAACUAGUACAAAAAGUAACAAAUGAUUACAACGAGUCCCUGCUCUACAGUCCAGAAGAACCAAAGAUGUUUUUCAGUAUUCGAGAACCUAUUGUAAACAGAGUUUUCUCAAGUAGCCAGCAGCGUGGCUUCUCUUCAAAAGUCUGUGUCCGUUCCCGUUGUUGGGAUGCAUGUAUGGUUGUAGAUGGAGGAACAUCUUUUGAGUUCAAUGAUGGGGCGAUAGCUUCAAUAAUGAUCGAUACAGAGGAUGCACUGUGCACUGUUCUGCUGGAAGAAUGAAGGACACUAGUGUCUUCUGCUGAAACAAAUUCUGGAUCCAGAGAGGGAGCUCAUGGGGAUAGAGCACAUCACAAUGCUGCAUUAAGUUGGAAGUUAGCCUUUUUGGAUGCAAGAGCAUUUG